AUGGGUACUAGAAGCUGGCACCUCGCGUUAUUCUCCUUGUGUCUUUUCUUUGGUUCAGGUCUAGGAACGACCGAAAUAUUAAGAAAUGACAAAAACCAGGAAAUCUUCUCAUCAUCAGAAGUGGGCACUCAAAUGGAUGAUGUUCCUAUAGUCAAUCCCACAAAUCCAGACACAGGAAAUCCGUAUAUGGGAAACCCUACAACUCCUCAAUCACCUGACAUGUCAGGGCAAAAUCCCACAACCCCAAACACAAACCCAACCACCCCAACCACAACCCCAAACACAAAUCCAACCACCCCAACCACAACCCCCACAACACCAACCACGACUACUCCUACAUCAUCAGGUGGUCAAUGGUGUGUUGCUAACCAAGGAGCUUCAGACACUGCUCUACAGGUUGCUCUUGACUAUGCUUGUGGGUAUGGAGGUGCAGACUGCUCAGCAAUUCAACCAGGAGCAACCUGUUAUAACCCAAACACUGUCCGGGAUCAUGCCUCUUAUGCAUUCAAUGACUACUACCAGAAGAAUCCAGCACCUACUAGUUGUGUAUUCGGAGGGACAGCAUCGCUUACAAGCAAUGAUCCAAGUAAUGGGAAUUGCAAAUACGCAUCACCCAAGUCAACCAGUGUUAGUCCACCACCACCACCACCAAUAUUUGUCAGUCCACCGAGUCCACCAACUCCAAUGACCCCUACUCAAUCAGGCAUGCCUGGUGAUGGAUCAACCGGCUUUGGUUCAGAACCAACAGGAAGCCCCAACAAUGCAACAUCUGCCUUUUAUUCCCUGGUGCUGUUGUUCACAUGUGGCCUGUUGGCUUCCCUUCAACUAGCAAAUUACAUCUAG
Sphenostylis stenocarpa is the source of this 843-nucleotide messenger RNA. Lineage: Eukaryota; Viridiplantae; Streptophyta; Magnoliopsida; Fabales; Fabaceae. The record is from the annotation of a GenBank genome assembly.